AUGUCACGUACAGCAGAAAUAACAUCCAACCAACGCAACUUCUUCCACUACGCACUACAAAACAACCUCCGUCUAAACCCACCCACCAACCGACCAUUUCUCGCCCAUCGGCCCAUCUCCAUUUACCUAUCACCCACGGAGUACGGGUACGUCGAAUUGAGCUGGGGCCAAACGAAAUUGAGCGUGCGCGUUACGGCCCAAAUAGUCAAGCCGUACCCUGACCGGCCAUUUGAAGGAAUCUUCACCAUCAAUAGUGAGAUCUCGCCGCAAGCGAGUUUGAAAUUCGACACUACGCGAGCUCAACAACAGGAUGAAGUGUUGGUGGCGCGGAUCUUGGAGAAAUCAAUUCGCCGGUCUAAUGCUGUUGAUUUGGAGAGUUUGUGUAUUGUGGCUGGUGAUAAAGUUUGGGAAAUUGUUGUUGAUUUGAAUUUUUGGAACUAUGAUGGUAACUUGAUUGAUGUUGGUUGUUUUGGGGCUAUGUUGGCGCUUUUGCAUUUCCGGAAACCGGAUAUUAGUAUCAAUGGGGACACUGUGGUUGUGCAUGAUGUGAAUGAACGACAACCCGUUAGUCUAAGCAUUUUGCACAUUCCCAUUUGUCUCACGUUUUCAUUUUACAAUUUGUCUUCGCAGGAGAUGAAUAUCAAGGGAGAAGGAGGAGGAGGAAAUAAUGGUGCAGAUGAGACAGGUGUGUAUCAUGAAGAUAUAAACAAUGAAGAUGAAAUCUGUUUAUUUGAUGCUGAUGCUAUGGAGGAGAGUUUGAGACAAGGAAGUUUAACCGUUACCUUGAACAAGAAUCGGGAAAUUAUUCAAUUGAGCAAGAACGGAGGUGUGCCAAUUGAUGCGCAACAAUUGUUGGACCUAUGCUUUGAGUCGAUGAAGAUUGUUGAUGAAUUGACGGACUUGAUAAAGACUGAGAUUAAACAACACGAAGAAUUGAGAUACAAACAGGAGAAUUUCAAAAUGUUGGAAUCGAGUGCCAAUAGGUAA
Molecule: messenger RNA, 987 nt
Organism: Lodderomyces theae
Lineage: Eukaryota; Fungi; Ascomycota; Pichiomycetes; Serinales; Debaryomycetaceae
Product: exosome non-catalytic core subunit
Exons: 1
Coding region: 1-987 (328 amino acids)
Biological process (GO): U5 snRNA 3'-end processing; nuclear polyadenylation-dependent rRNA catabolic process; nuclear polyadenylation-dependent mRNA catabolic process
Cellular component (GO): cytoplasmic exosome (RNase complex); nuclear exosome (RNase complex)
Source: RefSeq, a predicted model, not a curated record